AUGUACAAAAAUACACCCACCCCAUAUUUUUGGGAGUGCAGUGCACCUCUUGUAAUUACGUCCAAGCCGCCUCUGAGCGGGAAUAUCACCAUCACAGGUAAAAAUUGUACGGUGUACAAUGCGCCAGUUUACAGAGGCCGCAGGCGUGGCGGCAGCCGAAUCAAGCCCACGGUCAAUGGAGGCGGCGGUGGCAGAGGCAGAGGCAGUGGCAGAGGUAGCGGCAGAGGGAGAGGCAAAGGCGAUACAAACGGGCGUGAUCGCGAUGACGGUGGCAAGUCGGACACCAGGCCCCGAUCCCGAUCACGCUCAGAAGCGGGCCGAAGACCUCUUGCGGCAGCUGUACAUGGUCUAGUUGGAGAAAAUGCCAUAAUAGAAAUUAAGUGUCCUUACAAUGCUCGUAAUUCAGAAAGUCUAAUCGAAGCUUUCAACAAUAAACUUGUAAGUGAUAGGUAA
This is a messenger RNA of Acyrthosiphon pisum (pea aphid), 453 nucleotides long. Its product is annotated as rRNA 2'-O-methyltransferase fibrillarin-like. The record is from RefSeq and is a predicted model, not a curated record. Lineage: Eukaryota; Metazoa; Arthropoda; Insecta; Hemiptera; Aphididae. The transcript is spliced from 3 exons. The coding region runs from base 1 to 453 and encodes 150 amino acids.